Molecule: messenger RNA, 1518 nt
Organism: Penicillium canescens
Lineage: Eukaryota; Fungi; Ascomycota; Eurotiomycetes; Eurotiales; Aspergillaceae
Product: MCT family MFS transporter
Exons: 2
Coding region: 1-1518 (505 amino acids)
Biological process (GO): transmembrane transport
Molecular function (GO): transmembrane transporter activity
Source: RefSeq, a predicted model, not a curated record
AUGGCAGAUAAUGCGCCAAUUGAUAUCAUCCGCUCACACCAAGACGAUUUGGAUCGAGAGAGUGCAAAACAAGAACAAAGGCUGAACCCUCGGUCGGAACGGCCAGCCGAGGUCAACGAAGAUGAGAAAUACAAGCGUGAUGUACCCCCAGAUGGUGGCUAUGGCUGGGUCUGUGUCGCCUGUGUCUUCUGGAUCAAUGCACAUACUUGGGGUAUCAACAGCAGUUACGGUGUCUUCCUCAGCUACUACCUCUCACACAAUGUAUUCCCAAACACAUCAGCCCUAUCAUACGCCUUUACAGGUGGCCUGAGUAUCUCUUGCGCUCUUCUAGUGGCACCACUAGCCACUCAUUUCAUCCAUAUAUGGGGCACACGAUUCGUGCUAAACCUAGGCGUCUUCUUUGAAACGCUCUCCCUAAUCGGCUCCUCAUUCGCAACCCAGAAAUGGCACAUCUUCCUCAGUCAGGGUGUCUGUUUCGGCUGGGGUAUGGGUUUUCUCUUUGUAGGCAGCGUCGGCAUCGCCCCGCAGUGGUUCGAGAAGCGUCGCAGUGUAGCCAUGGGCAUCACGGCAGCCGGGUCUGGACUUGGUGGUCUGAUAUACUCGCUUUCAGUUGGUGCUAUUAUCCCACGCUACGGGCUGGGCUGGGCUUUCCGUAUUCUAGGCAUUAUUUCUUGUGUCGUGAAUCUGGUUUGCUGCAAUCUUCUCCGAGAUCGCAAUAAGGCUGUUGGCAGUCGAUUCACGGCUUUCCAUUUACCUCUUCUGCGCCGUCCUGAGUUCUUGCUUUUCUUGGGAUGGGGUGUUUUCAGUAUGCUGGGGUAUGUGGCACUGUUGUUCAGUGUUGCUAAUUUUGCUCUCUCUGUUGGUCUGUCCUCGCAUCAGGGUAGUAUUGUCUCCGCUUUGCUCAAUCUUGGGCAGGGUCUUGGUCGUCCGUUUGUUGGCAUGUUCAGUGAUCGACUUGGUCGAAUCAACAUUGCCACUUUCUUGACCUUCCUCUGCGGUUUGUUUUGUCUCGUCAUCUGGGUCUUUGCUGAUAGUAUGGGCGUCGUUUGUUUCUUCGCUGUCUUGGUUGGCACCGUUGCAGGCACAUACUGGGCCACAGUCUCCCCUGUUCUUGCAGAGAUCAUCGGCAUCAGAGAUCUCCCCUCUGGGCUGAGCAUUACCUGGCUCACGCUUGUUCCGCCAUGCACCGUCUCCGAAGCUAUUGCCCUCGAACUUCGCAGCCAUGUUACCGGCGGUGGUACUUCCUAUCUGCGGGUCCAGAUCUUCACCGGAUUUAUGUAUGUCGGUGCCUCCUUGUGCUUGUGGGUUGUCCGUGGUUGGAAGGUUGGCGAGUUGGAGCGUGCAGAAAAACGUGAUACCCAGACACGCGAGACUCCGUUAACUGAGAAUGAUGGUCGGAGUGAGAAGCAAGACCGCCCUGCAACUGUCUCCUCGGCCUCUAAAACAGGGGUGCAAGAUAUCCAGCUGUGGACUCCCGUUAGCUUGGUGCGCAGAAUGGUUGCCUUCAAACGCGUUUGA